AUUUUAGUCUACAUAAUACGAGUUUUUUUUUUUUUUUUUUGGUUUUUAGCAAGUUUCCUUUUUUAACCAUAGAAAAAAAAGCUCUCUCGUCCUCCUUUUUAAAUAAUGGACAAGCUUUUGGGUAGAAAAGCGACAAGUCAGAAUAGCAACUUGGACAAUGAUAAAAAUAAGCCCUUUUACAAUAACUCGAGACGACAUUAUAAACGUUUUUCAUCUUCGCCUCCCACAAACGCAUGGCAAAGAAGAUUAUUAUCACCCGCCAAAGGCAUCAUUCCUUUAAUCGCCAUUGUCUUUUUAUUUUUUAUGCUCUUUCCUUCCGGUGGUUCAUCUAAAAAAUCCAAUAGAAUACAAUUAAGAGAACAACCCACGUACGAAAAACAUGCAUCGAGUUGUUCAGUUGAAUUAUGUAAUCCUUUAAACAAAUGCUCUACUUGGUUACCCAACCAAAGGUACAAUUGGUCCGAUUUAUCAAAAGCAGGCGUAUUUCGUGAUUUAUCCACCAUUAACGUGAGUACAGGUUGCGAUUUACGCAUCAAGGUUGAAGGACGAGUCGAUGGAGGUGAAUGGUUGACUAUUCCCAACGGAUUGACAGAAUGUACAGAAACGGGUUAUGGCACAAAGUGUCGCAACUUUGUAGAGUUGGAUUUGAAAGCUGAUAUCUUGAUUAUGGCCACGCAAAUGAAAAACUUGAUGAAAGAUAAAUCCAGUCAAAGUCAAGAAAUAAUUCUUGUACAGCAUGCAGGGGAAAUUUUGGAUACGAUGGAUGUUACCUUGAUCAGUCAAUUUUCAGUCAAUCGAUUAGAAACAUUUGCAAAAGCUAUCAAAUCUUGGAGUGGCCCUAUUACCGCUGCCAUUUAUCUCACCAAUGCAGCAGAUAUUGAGGAACUUGUGGAAUUCUUUAGUGUUCAAAAGAAUUUAGAGGCUUAUGCUGGAGUCACAUUAGCACUUGUCAAACCGAAUUAUCUCAGUAACGCACAUCUUGCUUAUCCUAUCAACCAUCUUCGAAAUAUAGCUAUUACAGAAUCAUCCACAGAGUAUAUCUUUGUCUUGGAUGCCGAUUUCUCACCUUCGAUUAAUUUAUAUGGAUAUCUCCGCAACAAACUUCUUCCUUUUAUCGCAUAUCAAUCUGGGAAGAUACCCGAUACGGCGUGGGUUGUACCUUGCUUUGCUUUGCGCGAAGGGUAUGAUCAAAUACCUUUACCUGAUUCUUAUGACGAACUGAGGAAAUUGGUGGGACGUGAUAUUGCCUAUAUUACAGAUCCGGGAGCUGGACAUGGACCUACAUUAGCUACAGAGAUUGCCAUGGUUCGACCUUUAUUAUUAGGCAACCCGCUUGCUUAUGAAGUUUGCUUUGAAUCUCAAUGGGAGCCCUAUUAUAUCUUGCAUCGAUCUGCACCCCUGUAUGAUGCCCGGUUUAAAAACCAAGGUGGAGAUAAACAAGCGCAUGCGCUACAUUUGAAUGCGGAAAAGUUCCGGUUCAUGAUAUUACGUGAAGUCUUUAUGAUGCAUAAAGAUCAUUCGAAAAUGAUUUGGCCCGACGGUGGAUUUGAAAAGGCGCAAAAGGCGAUCAAAAAAUGGAAUUAUUUUGAUGAAUUUAUGCAUGAAAUUGAAUCGCUUUAUGGUACCAAUGUUAGAUGGCCAAAAGGAUGUACUGCAAUGGCAAUAGGAUGGCAGGAUCAACGAAGAGAUGGAUUGGGAUUGGCGGCCGGGGCUGCAUAAAUAACAGGAAGCGUAUAUCACCUUUUUAUAGAUUACAGUCACUAGAUACGAGACUUUAGGAUGGAUGUUAGACAAAAUGAAUUGAUGAAUGGAUCCAGUAGUUAAAUUACAUACGUAAUGGAUCUAAACUAAAUAAACUAUAAUUCUGGAUAAACCAAAUAAGCGGAUAAGGUCAGUAUGGAUUAUUCGAAUUGAAAUCAAAAGGUAGGAUAGAUCAACUUUUUGUUCAUCUGGAUAGUGUCACCAGUGAACCGUGUAACACAUUAUCUCGUAAAACACGUAAUAAUUUUCAUUUUGAGAAAUAUAUGGGAAAAAAGCUGUUCAUUUAUUUAUACAAUUUGCUAAACAAAAGGAUUGAACCUUUUCAUCUUAAAGCGAC
Molecule: messenger RNA, 2098 nt
Organism: Mucor mucedo
Lineage: Eukaryota; Fungi; Mucoromycota; Mucoromycetes; Mucorales; Mucoraceae
Product: glycosyl-transferase for dystroglycan-domain-containing protein
Exons: 6
Coding region: 106-1719 (537 amino acids)
Biological process (GO): protein O-linked glycosylation via mannose
Molecular function (GO): xylosyltransferase activity; glucuronosyltransferase activity
Source: RefSeq, a predicted model, not a curated record